AUAAUAAAUCCAUUAGUCACCAUGAAAUCCUCGCAACACCAACUGUUUUUCAAGACUAUAAUAAUUUUAUGGAAUUUUUUUUUCUGAUUAAAAAGUUGAGUUAAAAAGAAUUUAAUAUAUACGUCGAACGGUUGAGGAAACAACAAUUAAUUAAAAGAAGAAAAAAAAUUGGGGGAAAAUGAGGUGCGACCAAUUCAAAGCAAGGUUCUCGCGAAGAGGGAGCCCAAUCUGAAAUUCUGAGGGGAGAGAGAGCGCGAGACGACAAUGGCGAUGCUACAAAGCAUUGUCGUUUUCACCUUCCUUCUCCUCAUGUUGAUCCUUAUCAUCAUUCUCAUCCUCUUCGCCUUCAAACCAUGGCGCUUCUUCUCCUUCUCCUUCUCCUUCUCCUCUCGCUCUCGCACCAUCAAGGUUGAUGACUUGGAGAGGCCUCUUGUAUCAAAUGAUGUAGAUCUAGCUCAAGAUCAAAGCAAUGAUUUAACAAGAAAUUAUGAUUUAGAGGGAGCAUGUCACCAAAAUGAAGCUCUUCUGCGCUCACCUCGUACUCAGGGACUUGUUCACAAACAGCGGCUUCCCUCUGCAUCUCCCCAUUUGGCUCAGGGUGAUAGUGUGCUUCUAGAUGUAAUAACUGAUCCAUCAGAGGAUAUUUUGGUUGGUCAGACAUUAAAGCAUCCAUUGUUUACAGAGCACAUAGUUGAAGCGCAAAAAUUCAGUAGACCAGAAAAUCAAAGUCAAAACUUGAAAUUUGGUGUGGAAAAUGAUAAGCCACAAGAUUUUGUGCCGAAAGCUAUCAGUGAUCAAAGAAGUUGCCUCUCUCUUGAGGUUGUCUCGGGUCCUUCUUGUGGACUUCAUUGUUCUGUACAGUCAACAAGCACUGCGAGGCUACCGCUGACCCUUGGAAGAGUUUCUCCAAGUGAUUUAGUAUUGAAGGAUUCAGAGGUUUCCGGAAAGCAUGCAAUGAUAAAUUGGAAUUCAAAUAGAUUGAAGUGGGAGUUGACGGACAUGGGUAGCCUCAAUGGAACGCUGUUGAAUUCUCGGCCAAUUAAUCAUCCUGAAUCUGGAAGUAGGCGUUGGGGUCACCCAAUGGAACUUGCAAGUGGAGACACAAUAACGCUUGGCACAACCUCAAAUAUAUCUGUUCAUAUUUCAUCCCAAAAUGAGUGCCUGGUCCCUUUUGGCGUUGGUAUUGCUUCAGACCCUAUGUCGUUGCGUCGAGGAGGAAAGAAGCUUCCUAUGGAAGAUGUUUGCUAUUAUCAGUGGCCUCUUCCUGGCAUUGAUAAGUUUGGAGUGUUUGGUAUCUGUGAUGGACAUGGUGGUAUUGAGGCGGCCAAAUCUGCAAGCAAGAUUCUGCCUGAGAUGGUUGCUAACAUUUUAUCAGAUUCUGUAAAGAGAGAGGGGGUUUUGUCACAACGUGAUGCCUCAGAUGUUCUUAGAGAUGCAUUCUCUCAAACAGAAGCGUGCAUGAAUAACUAUUAUGAGGGUUGUACUGCAACAGUGCUUCUGGUUUGGGCUGAUGCUGAUGAAAAUUUCUUUGCACAAUGUGCAAAUGUUGGAGAUUCAGCUUGUCUUAUGAAUAUGGGAGGUAAGCAGAUUAAGAUGACUGAAGACCAUAAAGUAACUAGUUAUUCUGAAAGACUCCGAAUUGAAGGAAUAGGAGAACCAUUAAAAGAUGGGGAAACACGUAUAUGUGGUUUGAACCUUGCUAGGAUGCUUGGAGACAAAUUUGUGAAACAAGAAGAUUCGCGAUUUAGUUCUGAGCCUUACAUAAGUCAAGUUGUGCAUAUCAAUCAAACAAGUGGGGCAUUUGCACUACUGGCAAGCGAUGGAUUCUGGGAUGUUGUUAGCAUUAAGAAGGCAAUUCAGUUAGUUGCGCAGACGAGGGAGAGAUAUCCGACAGAGAAGGAGAAUUUGGCAGGGAAGAUUGCUAAUGUUUUGUUGAAUGAGGCUAGGACACUGCGAACAAAGGAUAACACCUCUAUUAUUUUCUUAGAUUUUGACAGCAGAUCCAGAAUAAGUUUUAAAAGUUGAUUCCCAAUGUGAAUUUCUAGGUGCGAAAUUCUGAUUAAUUAUUUCAAUGUUGUUUUCAUUUCUGCUUUCAUUUUUGCAAUCACCCAUGGUCACAUUAGUCUUUCACUUGCAGAGAUCUUACUUUCUUGUUAAUAAAUAAACUAUAUUAAUACAAUACGUUGAGCUUUAGAGUUUAGACCAGAGUAAGAAACAAAAUAGGAUUUACUUUUUUCUUUUGCCAGUAAAAUAGGAUUUAAUUAGAAAUGCCAAUCUACAUGCUACAUGAUAGUAUGUUUUUAUGGAGUUGACUACAAUUUUUGUACAAAUAUACAAUUUGUAUCUUAAAUUUUUAAAUAGUAUAUUAUUCUGUAUCUUAAAUUUUUAAAUAGUAUAUUAUUCUAACUCAAACUUUAAUAUUGUUAAUCUAACUUGUUUAUAUGGUAUUUA
Durio zibethinus is the source of this 2451-nucleotide messenger RNA. Its product is annotated as protein phosphatase 2C 70. Gene Ontology annotation, biological process: protein dephosphorylation. Gene Ontology annotation, molecular function: protein binding; cation binding; protein serine/threonine phosphatase activity. The record is from RefSeq and is a predicted model, not a curated record. NCBI's taxonomy places the organism in Eukaryota, Viridiplantae, Streptophyta, Magnoliopsida, Malvales, Malvaceae.